UUCAACAAAAGCGUUUAUUCCAUUUGCUUCAUUUAACUGUAGAAAGAUCAUGCUGACUGUCUGAACUGAUUGUUCAUUUGUAUUUGGGAACAUCCAGAUUAUUGGCAAUUCCUGGCGUUCAUACGGACUUUCUAUUAUCUGUACACAUGAAGUGUAGGUCAUGUUAAGGUUACGAAAGAUCUAUAAGGUUUUUACAGUUGCGUUGGCUGUGACUAUCCUAUUCUAUUAUAUCCAGUCGCUUCACAAUAAUCAAGAUUUGCUGAUUGCUAAUGCAAAUGACUAUCGAAUUAAACAAGACAACUAUCAUUUUGUAACCGCUAUAACCUCCAAUGAAUUCGACUGGCUGUUGAAAUUCAUGGAUACAGCUCUCGCUCAAAAUGAAGACAUGGAUGAAUUGGUGCUCAUUAUAUGGACUUUAAAUCUCCGUAAAUGUGAAUCGGAGUAUUUGACACGUCAAGUUCGACUCAACGUGAAGGUCUAUCCUUUUCCUUACCAUUAUCAUCCCCUUCACAUCAGGUUGUAUCAUAUAGCGGCGAUAAAACCCAUUGUACUAACAAAAAUGGUAAACAUGUACGGCGAAGCUGUUUGGAUUGAACCGCAUACCGAACCGUCAUUUUUGUUGGCCGCCAUCUCAAAAAAAUUGAAUCUUAAAGGGUACAUGUUUGUGAGCACGUCGAGACACUUGUCUGAAGGACAAUGUGUGGUCAAUGUGGUUGGAUUCAGCUUGUUUAGACACUUCUCCUUUUUAACGAAUUGGGCGUCGUGUGCGAAGAACGCGUCUUGUAUUGCUGAAGUAAUGGCCAAAGAGGAGGAUAGUGCUCCUCCUGGCACAGAUCGUUUGUUUGAGUUUCAUAGAAGGAAAGAAAAUGUGUCUUGUGAAAUUCUAGACGUUAUCAAUCAUCGCAAUUUUGCAUAUGACCCGUCCUUCAUUUUUAAAAAUUGGAAUAAUAAAUAUCGCCAUAUUUGUCGGCAACAUGAAGGCUGUAUUUUAACAGGAAGCCAUAAAUUUUAUUUGGAAUGUCUUAAUCCAAACCUUCCUCGACUACGUAAGAACAAGCAAAAGUAUGCAGAGCAGCACGGCUACGCUUAUCUGGAAGAGACGUACGGGUUCCAUCAUGCUGGACCCUGUCACCAAGUUUGGAAUAAGGUACACGCUAUUUUUAAGUAUCUUCCUGACUGCAAACUGUUGCUUUGGAUCGAUACAGAUGCAGUCUUCAUAGACAUGAAAAAAUCUCUUGAGGCCGCUAUGCCUUCUAAAGAGAUAGACCUUCUGAUUUCCUGGCUACCAAAGGACAGAAUGCUGAACGCUGGCGUUCUACUUAUGAGAAAUACAGCCACCGUGCGCGAGUUUUUUAUAAAUGUUACAUCCGGUCGAACUUGGAAGUAUAACUGGUGUAGAAAAUCAUCAUUUGAACAAGCUGGCAUUAUCGAUCAGAUAAAUAGUGGAAGCAUGAAAGGAAAAUCACUCGUCGAGAGAAAGGAGCACGCGCUGCAGACCUUUUGCGGUUUUCGUGAUAGGGAUAGCGAUGAUUGUUCAUUUCCAUCUGACGAAGAUUUCAUUUUACACCCUGCACCUUCAAAAUGUCCCGAACUGCUAGACCUUUUUAAUAAUUUUUUUGACAAAAACCCUCACUUGUGGUGAUAUACACGUGGUCAAAAACGUUCAGUGCAUGAUUUUUUCGAUUUGUUAUUCCACUAACCGCAGUAUAUUAUGACUGGAGACACACAUUCAUGCUAUCACAUAACUCAAACCGCAAACGUAUUUUUAGAAUGAAUGUUGUUUUAACCUUCUGUGGUCAUACCGUUUGGGGCAUCAGACUAAACUCCCUCACUUUUCUUCAUAAAGGAAAAGUGUCCACUUACUUUUUAGGAGGAAACUCAAAACAUACUGACAUAAUGAAAAAGGACAUAAAAUGAUGGUAUCGUUGUUAUGGAAAAUAAAAAUUGACUGUUUUAUAGUCGUUUUUUGUCACAGCUCAUAAUGUAUAUACAAAAAUAAAACUAACUUUGAAAAGCUGCA
Messenger RNA from Xenia sp. Carnegie-2017, 2020 nucleotides. RefSeq lists its product as uncharacterized. The coding region runs from base 161 to 1642 and encodes 493 amino acids. Gene Ontology annotation, molecular function: glycosyltransferase activity. The transcript has 2 exons. The record is from RefSeq and is a predicted model, not a curated record. Gene Ontology annotation, cellular component: Golgi membrane. Gene Ontology annotation, biological process: protein N-linked glycosylation. Lineage: Eukaryota; Metazoa; Cnidaria; Anthozoa; Malacalcyonacea; Xeniidae.